This is a messenger RNA of Limanda limanda (common dab), 2418 nucleotides long. RefSeq names its product scavenger receptor class B, member 1 (gene scarb1). Gene Ontology annotation, biological process: plasma lipoprotein particle clearance; cholesterol import; cholesterol efflux. NCBI's taxonomy places the organism in Eukaryota, Metazoa, Chordata, Actinopteri, Pleuronectiformes, Pleuronectidae. The coding region runs from base 223 to 1713 and encodes 496 amino acids. The record is from RefSeq and is a predicted model, not a curated record. Gene Ontology annotation, molecular function: low-density lipoprotein particle binding; lipid binding; scavenger receptor activity. Gene Ontology annotation, cellular component: caveola; cytoplasm. The transcript has 12 exons.
UAAAUAGGGAGGAUAACAGCAGCAGGUCAACAUGAUCGAUCAGAGGAUAGAAAGCCGCAGGGUCAGUAGACUGUGACAUCGAGAGAGACACAGUUUGAUACCGAGACGUCGCGCUGGUCACUGACAGUGAGUCCGCUCCGUUCAGACGCUCCUCUCCGCGGACAUAAACAAACCCGGGACAGAAACAAACCGGGACACAGACCCUGAGCACAGGCAGCAGACAUGCCUGUGAAUAAGUCCCGGGUGGCGGUGGGGUUCGCGGUGGCCGGUGUCCUGGCCGUGGUGUUUGGGAUAGUCCUCACUUUUGUGGGGCCGCUGAUAAUCGACGACCAGAUCGUGAAGAACACAGUGAUCGACCCAAAGAAUGACCUGUCCUACACCAUGUGGAAGGACAUCCCUGUGCCGUUCUUCAUGUCGGUCUACUUCUUCAACAUCCUCAACCCCAAGGAGAUGCUGAAUGGAGAAAAGCCCAUGGUGGAGCAGCGAGGACCUUACGUGUACAGAAAACGCUGUCAGAAAGACAACAUCACAUUCCAUCCAAACGGCACAGUGUCAUACAUGGAAUACAGAACCUACUUCUUCGAGCCUUCCAUGUCUGUAGGGAACGAGUCCGACAUCGUAACGAUACCAAAUAUGUUGGUGCUGGGUGCAGCGGUGAUGAUGGAAAAACUCCCGUACGCAGUUCGUUUAAUGAUCAGCGCCACCUUCAAGACUUUCAAGGAAGGACCCUUCAUGACCAAGACCGUCGGGGAGCUGAUGUGGGGUUAUGACAGUGGACUGGUCGAUUUCCUUAAUAAAUAUCUACCCGGCAUGCUGCCCUCAACUGGAAAGUUUGGCCUUUUUGCCGAAUUCAACAACUCCAACACGGGUCUGUUCACCAUCUUCACCGGACAGGACGACAUCAAGAAUGUUCAUAAAGUUGAUUCCUGGAAUGGCCUGACUGAGCUGAGCUACUGGCAGAGCCCUCAGUCUAACAUGAUCAAUGGAACAGCUGGGCAGAUGUGGCCUCCGUUCAUGACCAAAGAAAGCACUCUGCCAUUCUACAGCCCUGACGCCUGCAGGUCUAUGGAGCUUGUUUACCAGCGUCCUGGUGUGAUGAAGGGAAUCCCUCUUUAUCGAUAUGUGGCACCCAAGACCCUGUUUGCCAAUGGGACAGACUACGCCCCCAACGAAGGCUUCUGCCCCUGUAGACAAUCUGGCUUGCUGAACGUCAGCAGCUGUCGACACAAAUCUCCGGUCUUCAUCUCUCAUCCUCACUUCUUUAAUGCUGAUCCUGUCCUCCUGGACUAUGUGGAUGGCCUCCAUCCCACUGAGGAGGAGCAUGGUCUCUUCAUCGACAUUCACCCACAAACCGGUGUCCCUCUCAAUGUGGCCAUCCGUCUGCAGCUCAACCUUUACAUGAAGAAAGUGCCCGGAAUUACAGAAACUGGCAAGAUUGCUGAGGUGGUGAUGCCCAUGAUCUGGUUUGAGGAGAGUGGAUAUAUAGACGGGCCUAUCCUCAAAACGUUCCACACAAGCCUGGUCAUUCUUCCUGCUGUGAUGGAGUACAUGCAGUACGGCUUCAUAGCGCUCGGCCUGGCAACGAUAAUAAUCGCCGCCCUGGUGCAUCAUAGAGUGCGGAGAAAUAAACGUGAAGGUGGCACCACACCAAAUGCCCCAAUAAGCACUUCCGGCGAAGAGAGAGACCCUCUACUACAGGAUGAAAUGGACUGACAUACAGGCGCACACACACAUAAACAAACACACAAACACACACAGAGGAUGUUGUGGACUUGCUGAAGGCCAACAUCAUUCCAGAUGUUGAAUUGAAACGCUGCCACAAGGAUCUCUACUCCGUAUACUCUAAUGAGACGUGCACAAGUUCACUUGUGCCGUUUUUUUCCUGCACUGUAAAGUUGAUGAAACUCUCAGCCAAAGACUCCUCUUGUCUUUAUUUUAUGCAUUUGUGUUGAGGCUGUUGGAGUUGAGACUGUUUGUCUGUUCAGGCAGAGCGAGUGAAGACACUGUUGUGUCUGAACAAAACACUUUUUUCUACAAAUAACUAACCAAACAAACUCUUUAUUUCCAGUGAAAUGUGACAGAUGUGAACAUGCUCAGGCUCAGCUUGGGGUCUGACGAUUAUCAGUGUUGAUCUGAAAAUGUCCUCAUCAUCCCUUUCAUCAGGAGCAAUAUAAACAGUUACUGUGGUGGCUGUUAUUUUACCUCUCUAUUUGAAAGAAAUGGUUCUGUAGUAACAACCAGGGAACUAAUGACCUGCAAGUGUGUAUCACACACUCUAACCAUCGGUGGGUCAAGCUGAGCACUUUUUGUAUCCUACUGCCUUCUGUAAAGAUGUGAAUGUUUCUUCAUGAAACUGAUGUGAAUGACUCCAUCAUAAAUAAAUCAGGUAAUAAAUGUGCCUUUGUUUGAAAAUCAAAA